This is a messenger RNA of Haliotis rufescens (red abalone), 3313 nucleotides long. Its product is annotated as solute carrier organic anion transporter family member 2A1-like. The record is from RefSeq and is a predicted model, not a curated record. Gene Ontology annotation, cellular component: membrane. Bases 175 to 2211 code for a protein of 678 amino acids. NCBI's taxonomy places the organism in Eukaryota, Metazoa, Mollusca, Gastropoda, Lepetellida, Haliotidae. Gene Ontology annotation, molecular function: protein binding. The transcript is spliced from 10 exons. Gene Ontology annotation, biological process: transmembrane transport; sodium-independent organic anion transport.
AGUCCGGACAUUGCUUUGAUUUAUACGUUGUUUAUUCAACCGGAACCCUUAUUAGACUAAAGGGGCUUAUUCCGGUAGCUGUUAUAAUUAAGACUUUCUCACUCGAAACUCGUCCCACGUCGUUCCUUUCGCUUAAAAGAGUAAUUACGAUGAAUUUCUGACUGAUACGGAAAAAUGACGGAGAAAAAGGACAAUGAGAUGUCCCUGUUGGACAGCCAAGACAAUGAGAAGACCAAUACCGGCCAUCUUGGUUUGUCGGAGGAAGACGACCCAGAGACCCAGUGCGGGAUAGGAUCGUGCAAGCCACGCGCCUUUCAGGUGUUUGCCAACAUUACCGCCUUCACAGGCUUCUACGGCAUAACAAGCCUCUUAUCGGCAACGUUGUUGACGUACGUCAAUUCUCAAAUCACGACACUGGAGCGACAGUUUGGCUUUACUAGUUCAGAAACUGGAAUAAUAAUGGCCAGUAACGACAUUGGCUAUAUGCUUAUUGUCGUUUUCAUUGCCCACUUUGCCCACCGAUCUCAUAUUCCCCGGUUUAUGUCUGCAAGUGUCAUGCUUUUUGGCAUUUCCGGUCUGAUAUGCUGCUUACCUCACUUCCUGUUUGGAACGGUGCAGUCACCUAAUGAGGAAUACGUAGUAAGUAAUAUGACGUCUCAGUCACGAGCAUAUGACCUGUGUUCGUUAGCUAAUGAUUCACUGAUGAAUUUUUGUGAAAAAUCAGACUCUCCCGACAAACCGGAAGUGUUAUCAAGGAGACCACGUGAUCAUUCAGCAGCAGCGCUUGGGAUCAUCGUCAUCGGGAUGGCUCUACAAGGCGUAGCAAAGGCCCCAAGAAACCCAUUCUUGAUCACAUAUGUAGAUGGAAAUGUGGAAAAGGCAAAAACAGGAUAUUAUAUGGGAAUCAUAAUUAGUGUGACCAUCUUCGGACCAGCCCUUGCCUAUAGCCUCGGCAGCUACUUCACCAGAAUAUAUGUCACGUUGGAAGACACAGACCUGUACCCCCGUCACCCUCGCUGGAUCGGCGCUUGGUGGCUGGGCUACCUCGUGUUCGGGUCUGCAGCCGUUAUCAUGAGCGUGCCUCUCUUCUUCUUCCCGCGCAGAUUGAAGAAUGCUCCGCCCAGUGAUGUCCUGGACGAUCUAAAGAAGAAGAAAAAGGAACUGAAUAACCUCACAGCCAAACUUAUUUUGGAGGCGAAAGAUUACAUAAAGGUGUUGGUGGGUAUCUUGACCAAUCCUCUCUACGCCACGCUGGUUCUGGCCAGUGUGUGUCAUCUGUUCUCUGUUGGGGGAGCGCACGCCUUUAUGCCCAAGUACAUGGAGAACCAGUUCGGUCUUGCGGCAUGGAAAGCCAACCUUCUCAUGGCUGGUCUGAGUAUGCCGAUGGCGUCACUGGGAACGUUUGUCGGUGGUUGGUUAACCAAAAAGUUUAAAAUGAGCCCCAUAACAGGGCUGAAGUUUGUCAACGUUUUCACAUUUGUUGCAAUCCUAGUUAUGGCCCUUGGAUAUGUGUUUGGCUGUCCACAACCAAAGAUACUGAAUCAACCCGGGACGAUGGUAUCAUCGACGGCUGACCAAGGCGACUGUGGCAGUUCCACCUGCCACUGCAACGACAACGACUACUUCCCCAUCUGUGGCUCCGACAACAACAACUAUUACUCACCCUGCCACGCGGGAUGCCUUGCCAAGAACGGACCGAGUUAUACGAACUGCACGUGCAUACCGAACGGUGGUAAGGCGAGCCCGGGUCUCUGUGACUUCGACUGUCCCUUCCUGUAUCCCUACGCUGUGACCCUUGCUGUCUCGGCCUUCCUCAGCACUAUGCUCAUUAUGCCUAAGAUCAUCAUAAUGAUCAGGAGUGUCACAGAGAAGGAGAAACCGAUGGCUGUUGCGUUUUCAUCAUGUAUGACGUCAUUGUUUGGUUGGCUUCUUGGACCAAUCAUAUACGGACGCGUCAUAGACUCCACCUGCCUCAUUUGGGAUUCGCCAUGUGGUGAAAGAGGAGCAUGCGCAUUAUACGAUAUCGUCGACUUACGUUUGAAAAUCCACGGAUUCUACGUAGUAUCACGUAGUGUAACCUGCGUCUGUUUGGUCGCCGCACUCUUAAUAGCCAUUAAGACGAAAAAAUUCGAAACUCCCACCCCGACCAAAGAAAAAGAAUUGGAAACUCUCAACCCCACCAAAGUAAAAGAAGAGAAAGGGAUCCUAUGAUAAACAAAUGGUGAAAUAUUAUUAAAGCCGUCUUUACAAAAGAGUAUUACCCGCCUUCAAAUAAUGUUUAACACAGGACCAUUUAGAUGGAUAAUACAAUAUGUGCAUAUAUACCACCAAAUGGUCGCCCUUACAGACCUAUCAAGAUUGUUAAGUUUCGGUUCUUGCAGGCAUUCCAGCUUUCCUAUAAUUCCUAGAAAUUCCUAAAUGUUAAACGUCUCCUGUCAUUCUUUUAGUUUUAUGCCAUACUGACUUCCUAGAAAUCUGUUCCUCAGAUAUUGUUUUGCAAAAGGAAAAGCUUGUAAUGCGUUCCUAUCAUUUCUCUGCACUGAACUUUGGUAUCCAGCUAUAUCACCCACAUCAAGUUCAUCACCCACCGUCUGACAUUCAUUAAGAAGCAAGAUUGGGACUUCAGGAAUGAUAUUGCUCAUAAGGGUACUUCCAGUGCAGACAAAUGUCAGGAAAGAUAGAGCAUGUCCGAGGGGCGUUCAAUAAGUUUUGCAACUUCAAUAUAAGACCAAGUCGCAGAAUAUUGUUUGCACUUUUAUUUUUCAAUACAAUCUCCAUUGACCUCAAUACACUUAUUCCAUUUGUCCUUCAAGCUUUUAAUACCACUUUUAUAGAAAUCCGCAGAUUAGGCCUCGAACCACGCCUGUGUGGCAGCCUUUAUGUCCUCGUCAUCCUGGAAGCGUCUUCCACGUACGGCAGAUUUCAUUUGCCGGAACAGGAAAUUGUCACUAGGGACUAAGUCUGGGCUGUAGGGUGGGUGAUUUAAUUGUACAGCCCAGACUUAUUGAAAAAUAAAAGUGCAAAAGAUAUUCUGCGACUUGGUGUUAUAUUGAAGUUGCAAAACGUAUUGAACGUCCCUCGUACAUUGACAAUUAGGAAACCUGUGUCUGGGUAAGGACAAAGUUCCAUUAUACAGCUGCAUCCUUAGUUUUAAAUCAAACUAUCCCCUAUGUUUCCCCCAUGUAUUUUUUGGCCUCUAUAUUUAACCCAGUAUUUUAAAGAAAAGUGGCUGGGAUGCCUGUUCUCGGAAUGGUUUUGAUUUUGCGCUUACAAACGUUUUGCUUUUCGUAAAAUAAAUGAAAUCAGAAAAGAA